GAGAAGAUAAUGCAUUAUCAAGUGGAGCCAUGGGGCUACUACAUGCGUUUCCGGAGCAUGGAAGAUCAAAUGGAAAGAGUGUUGAGGCUGGCUUCCCAGAGUGCUGUGGUCAUAUUCAGUAUCAGUAGCUGUUGCAUGUGCCAUGCUAUGAAGACACUCUUCUGUGGCAUGGGUGUUAACCCAACGGUGCAUGAGCUUGACCAUGAUCCAAAAGGAAAAGAGAUGGAGAGAGCAUUGACGAGGCUACUUGGAAAUUCAAAUGGGGUUCCUAUUGUGUUUAUUGGAGGCAAGCUAGUUGGAUCCAUGGACAGGGUUUUGGCUUUCCACAUAAAUGGUACCCUUGUCCCACUUCUCAAAGAAGCUGGAGCUUUGUGGCUUUGA
Messenger RNA from Gastrolobium bilobum, 381 nucleotides. Its product is annotated as glutaredoxin-C1-like. The transcript has a single exon. Gene Ontology annotation, cellular component: cytoplasm; nucleus. Bases 10 to 381 code for a protein of 123 amino acids. The record is from RefSeq and is a predicted model, not a curated record. Gene Ontology annotation, biological process: anther development; negative regulation of DNA-templated transcription. NCBI's taxonomy places the organism in Eukaryota, Viridiplantae, Streptophyta, Magnoliopsida, Fabales, Fabaceae.